This is a messenger RNA of Heterobasidion irregulare TC 32-1, 1704 nucleotides long. RefSeq names its product glutamate decarboxylase/sphingosine phosphate lyase. Gene Ontology annotation, molecular function: glutamate decarboxylase activity; pyridoxal phosphate binding. The transcript has 9 exons. Lineage: Eukaryota; Fungi; Basidiomycota; Agaricomycetes; Russulales; Bondarzewiaceae. Gene Ontology annotation, biological process: L-glutamate catabolic process. The record is from RefSeq and is a predicted model, not a curated record. Gene Ontology annotation, cellular component: cytosol. Bases 52 to 1581 code for a protein of 509 amino acids.
GCGUUCCAUCUCCCAUCACCAGCAUUCCAUCUCCCAUCACCAGCAUUCACCAUGGGCUUCCUAUCUACCGUCCCCUCCGACGAGCGUUCCAACGCCCACGAGGUCGGACACGAUCAGUAUAUUUCCACGACCGUGUAUGGGUCUGCUCUUGCUGCAUGUGAAUUCCCCCGCUUCGAGAUGCGCGAGGAAGAGAUGCCCGCAAGGACAGCGGCUCGAUUUGUCCACGACGAGCUCCUCAUGGACGGAAGCCCGGCUUUAAACCUUGCGAGUUUUGUUACUACUUACAUGGAAGACGAGGCUGAACGCCUCAUGCUUGAAAAUCUCUCGAAGAAUUUUAUCGACGUUGAGGAAUACCCUGCUCUUGGGGAAAUUGAGAGCCGUUGUGUAAAUAUGAUCGCGAGGCUGUUUAACGCUCCGCUUGAUACCCCAGAGGCAGAAGCUCUUGGUGUCAGCACCAUAGGCUCCAGUGAGGCCAUCAUCUUGUCUGUCCUCGCAGCGAAACGACGCUGGCAAAAUGCGCGUAAGGCGGCCGGAAAGCCUUACGAUAAGCCCAACCUCGUCAUGAAUUCCGCAGUCCAAGUCUGUUGGGAGAAAGCCGCGCGCUACCUCGAAGUGGAGGAACGGUACCUGUACUGCACCUCGGAGCGCUUCGUGAUUGAUCCCAAAGAGGCUGUGGACCUCGUGGAUGAGAACACGAUUUUGGUCUGCGCUAUCCUCGGCUCCACCUAUACCGGCGAGUAUGAGGACGUGCAGGGACUCAAUGACCUCCUCCAGGCAAAGAAUGAAAAGGAAGGACUGGAUGUCCACAUCCACGUAGACGCCGCAAGCGGUGGGUUCGUGGCCCCCUUCGUCAAUCCGCAGCUUCUGUGGGAUUUCAGAGUGCCUCUCGUCUGUUCCAUCAAUGUCUCUGGCCACAAAUGUGAUCUUGCCUACGCCGGCGUCGGCUGGGCCCUUUGGCGAUCCAAGGCCUUUUUGCCAGAGGAGAUCCUCUUCACUGUCAACUACCUAGGCUCUCCUCAGGUCUCAUUUACGCUCAACUUUUCAAAGUCAGCCGUUCAGGUCAUCGGGCAGUACUACCAACUACUUCGCCUCGGCAAGUCUGGAUAUCGCGCUAUCAUGACUAACCUAACCGAAACGGCGGACUAUCUCGCCGAAUCUGUGGUGAAGUUUGCUGGGGGAGACAAAUUUGUACUGAUGAGCAAGACAGGCGGAGAGGGCUUGCCUCUUGUUGCCUGGCGCUUGAAAAACCAGGAACAUUAUGACGAGUUCAGCAUCGCUCGUCAACUGCGAGCCAGGGGUUGGAUCGUUCCUGCAUACACGAUGGCGCCACACUCCGACAAGCUCAAGCUCCUGCGCGUCGUUGUCAGGGAGGAUUUCAGCAGAUCUCGCUGCGAGACAUUCAUCCGCGACCUUACCGCCGCUGUCAAGUUUUUGGAUAAUGCGCCAAAAGAAGUUGUGGAGCACCUCGCCCAAACGAAAUUGCCGCAGUCCCACACGGCGGCCAACAAGUCGCACAAGCAUCAUCAUCACGAAAAGCAUUCGCUGGCCGGCCAACACGAUAAAACGCAUGGAGUGUGCUAGAGAUGCAGCACAGGCACGAAAGAGCACGAAAAUGAAGUGAACAAUAUCAAGUGUAAGAUACAUACAUACUCUGUACUUCCUUCAUUAUGAAGCAUGCGUGAUGAGAUCAUGAUUCGAUCAGAC